Molecule: messenger RNA, 1340 nt
Organism: Lingula anatina
Lineage: Eukaryota; Metazoa; Brachiopoda; Lingulata; Lingulida; Lingulidae
Product: pre-mRNA-processing factor 17
Biological process (GO): mRNA splicing, via spliceosome
Cellular component (GO): catalytic step 2 spliceosome
Molecular function (GO): mRNA binding; protein binding
Source: RefSeq, a predicted model, not a curated record
UAUGCCUGCCGUCACGCUGUCUCACAACGGCAAGUGGCUGGCGUGUCAAGCUAUGGACAACAAAGUGGUUAUCUUCAAUGUCCUCAACAGGUUCAAGUACAUGAGGAAGAAGGUUUUCAAGGGGCACAUGGUAGCUGGCUAUGCCUGCAGUGUGGACUUCUCACCUGACAUGAGUUAUCUGAUAUCAGGAGAUGCUGAUGGGAAGUUGUUUGUUUGGGACUGGAAGACCACCAAACUGUACAGCAAGUUUAAAGCCCAUGAUGACGUGUGUAUCGCCUGUCUGUGGCACCCCCAUGAGACGUCAAAGGUGGCUACGGCAGGCUGGGAUGGGGUCAUUAAGUACUGGGAUUAAGGAAGGUUUAUACAGGGAUAACUGGAACAUCUCCCUUUCAAAGUUUGACUGCAGCUGACAAUGCAAUAUGUGUGUAAAGCCUGUCUGUGACUGAGAGUUGGAAAGUUAGGGCAGCAUUCCAAUAUUGCAGCACAAGAUAAAGAGGGUUUACACAAGCAUGACAAGGCCAUCUACCUUCAAUCCUGGAUUGUAACUGUGAUGUUUUGGGUGUAACCUGUCUGAGGCACUCUCAACUGUUGAAAUGCAAAGAAUAGGUGAUUAGUGAAGUACUGAAAUGAAAGAUAUGAAGCUAUAAUGCAGUUAAAUAGGUAAAUAGACACAUGAAGGAAGAUAAAAAGUAGCAGUGUUAUAGUGUCAGCCUUCCUCUCCACCCAGGACAUCUCACUCAUCUUGUAAAGAGAGUGUUUUUAACCUGUUCAUCUUUGAAAUUCAAUGAGAAUCUGAGAUAUACCUCUGCUGGUAACUGAAAACCUUAUAAUUUCUAAGACUGCAGUGGGACGAAUACUUCAAUACUUGAUGAUGGAUACUUUGGCAUGGACACUUGUAGAAAUGUUUUAGAAAUUAUGAAAUAAUUGAAAAAAUUUAACUACAUGUACAGCUUUUGGAUGAUAUUGUGCAAAGAGUAUAAACAAGUUUCUUCUUUGAGCCAUGUGAUCCAGGAUGGGAGUUAAUUUUGAGAUGUAACAGCAACAAAUACUGUAAACUGAAACAGUGUACUUUUAUUUUAUACAAAUAUACAUAUGUACAUAAAACUAAUAACAUUUUAUCAAAUGAAAAUAAAACCUGGUAUUUAUAAAAAUCUGAGCAGUUAUUGCAGUAUUUACACCUUGUUACUUUUUCUGUUUAAUAGAAAUCUCAUGAGUGUGACUAAACUAGAAACAUGAAUAGUUGAUAUUUUCCUGCAAUGUAUAGAUGUGUAUAAUACUGCAUUCAAUGUGCUUUAGAAUAUAAAUUUACAUCUUUUUACUUAUAAAAUAGCAAAAACAAA